AUGGCCCGUUGGAUUCUCUCUUUCGUUGCCGGAAGCGCCCUUGCGGCUGCCUCUGGCCUUCCCAUGAAGCUGGAGACACGAAGCGCAGUCUCAUCGCGUGUUGCCAACGUCCAUAUCGGUCUCGAGAAGCCUGUGAACGAGACCGUCACCUUCACUUACGGGUCGUGCCGGGGUGUCUCACGAGACGACGCCCAUCACACCAUUUCCGAGACUGAGGUGCGCGACUCUCAGCGUCUCGUCUGGGUUCUCCCGGAGGAUGCGUCGUCUGACCAAUGUAUCUCUGCGUGGGGUGUUUCCGGCAAACUGCUGGGUCGAAGUGAGCCUCAGACGCUCCACCACAAGUGGAAGCGCCGUGUCCAGAAGAGAUCUAUCCAAAUGAACAACGACACUGGCAUUGACACUCUUGGUCCCUGGUUCGAAGGCGUCAAUCUACUCAAGGACAAGGAGCCUGGCGUCGUUGAUGUCGAUGCUGCCAAGUCCAAGCACGUUGCCAUUGUGGGUGCCGGCAUGUCUGGUUUGAUGAGCUACCUCGUCCUCUCCCAGGCCGGUAUGACCAACAUCAGCAUCAUUGAGGCUGGUCAGCGUCUCGGUGGCCGCGUCCACACUGAAUACCUCACUGGUGGUCCCUUCGACUACUCCUACCAGGAGAUGGGUCCGAUGCGCUUCCCUGAGCAUUACCGUGACCCGAAGACCAACACGACCUACAACAUCACCGACCAUCAGCUCGUCUUCCAGCUCGCCGCCGAGAUGAACGAGCUCAACAACCACGACAAGAACCUGAGUGUCGACUUUAUUCCCUGGAUUCAGAGCAACAUGAACGGUCUCUCAUACAAGAACGGCAUCAAGCUGGCUAAUGGUCUGCCGCCGACCCUUGCCCAGAUCGCCGCCAACUCCUCUCUCGCCGUUGCCUCCGUCAAUGAUGAGUCCACAAACACUCUCUCUGAGGAGCUUGACAAGUACCUCCCCGGCAGCGACUUCUCCGUCCGCAUGGCCACAAACAUGUUCAAAGCUCACCGUGAGUUCCUUGACUCGGGCCUCAAAGGCCUCGGAGGAGAUGUUUGGUCCGAGUUUGGCUUCAUGGUGAACUACCUGAAGGGCUCCCUCAACUCGACCGACGCUCUCGGUUACUACAGCGACAGCUCGUUCUGGGACAGUCUCUACGAGGGCAUGUAUUUCGAGGCUGCGUCCUGGAGGACUAUUGAUGGUGGCCUCAGCCGCCUUCCCUCGUCUUUCCACCCCCACGUCGACAACAUCACGACGAUGAACCGUAAGAUCGAGCGCAUCCAGUUCGACUCCGAGAACUCCCGCGUCAACCUUCAAUGGCGCGCGUCAUUCAAGAAUCAGACCUUUGAGAGCGCCUCGUACGACUACGCCCUUCUGGCUGUUCCCUUCUCCAUCAUCCGCAAGUGGCGCCUCCCCUCGCUGCCCAUGACCAUCAGCAACGCCAUCGAGGAACUCCCUUACACCAGCGCCUGCAAAGUUGCCCUCGAGUUCUCGGAGCGCUUCUGGGAGCACUACGAAAACCCCAUUAUUGGCAGUUGCAGCACGACCUCCGACAUCCCCGCCAUCGGCUCGACCUGCUACCCCUCGUACAACAUCAACGGCACCGGCCCGGCCACAAUGCUGGCUUCUUAUGUCUCCGGUGACUGGGGUAACCGCUGGGCCUCCGUCUCAGAGGAGGAGCAUGUGCAGAAUGUUCUCGAUGCCAUGGUCGAGAUUCACGGCGAAAACACUAGGGAUCUCUUCACCGGCAAGUACAACCGCCGCUGCUGGGUCCUCGACCCUCUCGAGAGUGCCAGCUGGGCGAGCCCGGUCGCUGGCCAGCACCAACUGUACAUCCCCGAAUACUUCAAGACAUACGACAACAUGAUCUUUAUCGGAGAGCACACUUCCUACACACACGCUUGGAUCGCAUCGGCUCUUGAGUCCGGUAUCCGUGGCUCCGUUCAGCUGCUUCUUGAGCUUGGUCUCGUCGAUGAGGCCAAGGCUGCCGUCAAUAAGUGGAUGGCCAGAUGGAUCGACAUUGUAAGUUGA
Molecule: messenger RNA, 2034 nt
Organism: Colletotrichum graminicola M1.001
Lineage: Eukaryota; Fungi; Ascomycota; Sordariomycetes; Glomerellales; Glomerellaceae
Product: flavin containing amine oxidoreductase
Exons: 3
Coding region: 1-2034 (677 amino acids)
Biological process (GO): amino acid catabolic process
Molecular function (GO): polyamine oxidase activity; L-amino-acid oxidase activity
Source: RefSeq, a predicted model, not a curated record